Penicillium subrubescens is the source of this 228-nucleotide messenger RNA. RefSeq names its product V-type proton ATPase subunit e. Gene Ontology annotation, molecular function: proton-transporting ATPase activity, rotational mechanism. Lineage: Eukaryota; Fungi; Ascomycota; Eurotiomycetes; Eurotiales; Aspergillaceae. The record is from RefSeq and is a predicted model, not a curated record. Gene Ontology annotation, cellular component: vacuolar proton-transporting V-type ATPase, V0 domain. The coding region runs from base 1 to 228 and encodes 75 amino acids. The transcript is spliced from 4 exons. Gene Ontology annotation, biological process: proton transmembrane transport; vacuolar acidification.
AUGGCGAGCGGAUGGAGUCUUUUCGUCGGCCUGAUCAUCAUCGUGGCUCUGUCACUAGCUGCGUGGUUCUUUAGCCCCAAGGGCGAAAAUCAGACGGUUUGGCGAAGCACACUUAUCCUCUCGAUCGUGUCUUGUUAUUUGAUGUGGGCAAUCGUCUUCGUUUCCCAGUUGCAUCCCCUCAUCGCGCCCAAGAGAGCUGAUAUCCGACCUGAUCGGGUACCCGAGUAA